CACACAGUAUCCUCAGCUUUCGACAGGCGCAUCCUUUGCACCCUCGCAGGAAAUCGCGUGAAUUCGUCGUGGCUUACCGGCACACUUUCUGUUUGAUUUUUCCGCAAUUGCUGCUAAGUCGAGUGUCCAUAAUUGACAGUCCUGUCAGUCGAAAUCACGUCAAAUUGAGGCCGUGGAAAAAUAGGGCCGGCGAAGUGUGUGAUUGGUGCCUGACUUGUUGCCAGAUUUCUGGUGGCCCCGGUGAAAUCAUCUGAAAGGUGGAGGAGCCAAUUGCUAAUUAGCCGAAGGCGUGGCUGUCAAGUGAACGUAUAAAUCACCCUAAAAAAGCACAAAAAUCAAAUUACCCACCAUCAAUAAUCAAAAUAAAACAAGGAUUAGAGCAAAUUGAAAUCAAAGCAAAUACCAAAAGCUAAUGCAGUGGAAAUCAAAGCCGUAAAAACACCAAACUGAAAGCCAAUCAAGGGUUGUUGAAUGGUUUCUGCCCAACAAAAGCAUAAAAAGUGAAAAUAUUGUUUUUGCCAACCGACCGACAAACCAACAACUAACGUUUAAAAAAUAUAUAAAUUAAACAGUGAAAUAUAUACUAGCAUAAAGCCCAGAAUAAAAGAAGAUUUUUUAAACUAGGGGGUGUGCAUCAGUGGUAGCCAACAGCCUACCAUUCAAAUAGCCACAAUAAAUUUUAUUUUAAAUAAAUUAAAAAAUUGGAUGUCACAAAAACAGAAAGACACAACAAUAUCAUAAUAAAAAUCAAAACGCUUACAGCGAUAAAAAAGUUUUUUCAGAUUUGUGCGUGAUUCAUAAGUAACAUUGAAUGCAGGCAACUGAUUCAAAUUAAUCCUAAUUAGAUAAACUGAAAAAGAAUAGCAUAUGCUUAUUUAACCAGUGAUAAAAACUUAACUUAAUCGGGAUUCGUUUGACCCAAAUCCAUGUUAAUCGGAAACAUACAGCAAUUUGAUCAAAAUGCAAACGGCAAGAAGCAGCGGCAAUUUUAUUGACAACAAAAUGGCGGAUUGCAUAUAAAAUGCAAUAAAUAGCAAAUGGCAAAAUUUCAAACGGCAAUAGCCAUAAAUCGAUGGUAUAAAUGCAUUAAAGUGCGGCGUAUUCCGCUUACCAUAUAUAUACGUUCAAAAUUAUACAGCCCUGUGCAGUUGUGUGUUUGUGCUGGCGCCGCUUAAUUGAGCAUGCAUUAAAAUAAUAGCAAAUAUAAAUUAAUCUCGUCAUAAAGUAUAAAAGAAUGCUUACAUAGUUUAGGCUUCUGAAACAUUGAAAGCCGCGGGGAAAAAGUCUGUGUAUAUUUGUGUUUACAUAAAUAUCAGUGCUCGUGUGUGUGACUGUGACAGUGAAAUAAAUGCUUUAAUUAAAUGCAUGGCAUAAACAAUCGGCCAGCUCGGAUUACCAUUGGGAAUACGCAGACAAAAAAUAAUCACUGGACGACCAACUUCGUCGCGUCUGCAGACCUAAUAAACUUCUCACACCCCUAAUUGAAAAGCCAAGAUUCAGCAAUCUAACCUAGAUCAGAACAACUUAAGCUGGAUUCAAUGGGAAGCUCAAAAUCGCAAUAAUUGACAAAUCCAGUUAAAAACUGUCCAAUUCCCCAAAAGCGAACACAAAACCGGCAGUAAAAAUAACUUAAAGUCCAGGCCAAAAGAGUAGGGCAAGAAACAAGGGAGACUGAGUCCUAAAAUUGGCCCAGAAAAUUGCAUAAAAUUGCAACUAGCCAACGGGAAGCGGAGAAGUGACAGGGAGAGAUACGACGACGAUAGCCAAAGGACGCAGACCGGAUAAAUCCGAACGGGGUCAGUCAUUUAGUGCACGAUUGCAGCCCAGACCAACGAACUGAAAGUUUAAUUGCCUCUGUUAUUCGAAAAGGGAGCAGGAAAGCGGGAAAGGCAAGAAAAGCAGUCCAGGCGAAUGCAACAAUUAAAACCAAAAAGUUUUGGACAAGAUGCUGCUGCCCACGCCGUGGCGACAACAAAUCCCAACUGCUGAGCACAUCCAUCGACAGCCCAUCCGAGCCUAAGAUCCUGUGCAGAAUCAAGGAUACGACUGGCGCACAAUCCUUCGAGCGAAAGAAACGGACUGAGACUGAGAGCAAGAAAGGGGGAGAAAGCACGCUGGCGAGUGGCGGGGCUUUUAAAUCGUCUGCUUCUAAUUUGAAUGGACUCAGCCGCAUUCGACAUUCAAAUGCAUAUUUGGAAACUUUUGUUAAUUGUUACAAAAUUUGUACGCAUUGGUAUUGCCGACAAAAACGACUCACCGCCAUAUUUCGAUAGAUUUCUGUACGAGACUGAAAUCGAUGAAAAUGCCGAUUUGCAGAGCACAGUCCUCACUGUCAACGCCAAGGAUCACAAUGAGUCGACGAAUAUUCGAUACCAGAUCACAGGCGGUAACAUAGGCAAUGCCUUCGCCGUAGAAAAUACCACCGGUGUCAUUUACGUGGCAAGUCCACUUGACUACGAAACGCGGCCAAGGUUCGAACUGCGCCUGGAGGCAACUCGAAAUCGCAAAAACAAUUACACCACCGUUGUGAUCAACGUUCGCGAUGUCAACGAUAAUCCACCGGUCUUCGAUCGUCAAACAUAUCGCACACAAAUCACAGAGGAAGACGAUCGCAACUUGCCCAAACGCAUACUGCAGGUCACAGCCACCGAUGGCGAUGUAGAUAGACCAAUAAAUAUUGUAUAUUUCCUGACUGGCCAGGGCAUCGACCCUGAUAAUCCAGCGAAUAGUAAAUUUGAUAUAAAUCGCACCACGGGCGAUAUUUUUGUACUCAAGCCCCUGGACAGAGACCAGCCCAAUGGCAGGCCACAGUGGCGCUUCACAGUAUUCGCCCAGGACGAGGGCGGCGAGGGCCUGGUGGGCUACGCGGACAUCCAGGUCAAUCUGAAGGACAUCAACGACAAUGCGCCGCAGUUUCCGCAGGGCAUCUACUUUGGCAACGUCACCGAAAACGGCACCGCCGGCAGCUCGGUGAUGACCAUGUCCGCCGUCGACUACGACGAUCCCAACGAGAGCACCAAUGCCAAGCUAAUCUACUCGAUUGAGAAGAACGUCAUCGAGGAGGAGACGGGGGCGCCCAUCUUCGAAAUCGAACCGGAGACGGGUCUCAUCAAGACGGCGGUCUGCUGUCUGGACAGGGAGCGCACGCCCGACUACUCCAUCCAGGUGGUUGCGAUGGAUGGCGGCGGCCUGAAAGGCACCGGGACCGCCUCGAUUCGCGUCAAGGACCUCAACGACAUGCCGCCGCAGUUCACCAAGGACGAGUGGUUCACGGAGGUGGACGAAACGAAUGGCACUUACAUCCCAGAGACGCCCAUUCUCACGGUGACCGUUCAGGACGAGGACGAGACCAACACGUUCCAGUACAAAGUGGUGCCGAACAGCGGUUUCGGGGCGGACAAGUUUGCGAUGGUGCGGAAUGCCGAUGGCACGGGCUCGCUCAAAAUCAUACAGCCACUGGACUACGAGGAUCCGCUGCAGAGCAGUGGAUUCCGGUUUCGCAUCCAGGUGAACGACAAGGGCGACGAUGGACCCGGUGGCAGUGACAAGUACCACGUGGCCUAUUCCUGGGUGGUGGUUAAGCUGCGCGACAUUAACGACAAUGUGCCCAAGUUCGAUCGGGAGCACAUUGAGGUCUCCAUCUAUGAGGACACGAAAGUGGGAACGAUUCUCGAGCAGUUCAAGGCCACUGAUGCCGAUCAAGGAGGUCACUCCAAAGUUCUUUACAAAAUAGUUCGGGCCACGAAUCGUAAAAGACAGUUUGCCAUAAGCGACAAGGGAGCUGUCAGCAUACAAAGACCUUUGGACAGGGAAACCCUGGAUCGGCACCACAUUCAGAUCCUAGCCAUUGACGAUGGCAACCCUGCUCGAACUGCGACGGCAACCCUAACAGUGAUAGUCAAGGAUGUCAAUGAUAAUGCUCCGACCUUUGCCCAGGACUACAAGCCCACUUUGCCGGAGAAUGUGUCUGGCAAGAAAAUUCUGGAGGUGGCUGCCAAGGAUGCAGAUGAUCGACUGAGAGGCAAUGGAGGGCCCUUCACCUUCCGAUUGGAUCCUCUGGCCAGCGACGAAAUAAGAGCUGGCUUCAAAGUGGAAUACGAUCGCAGAGGUGACAAUGGAAACGGGGUGGCUAUCGUCUCAUCCCUUCGACCCUUUGAUCGCGAGGUGCAGAAGAGCUAUGCCAUACCCAUCGAAAUCAAGGAUAAUGGAGCUCCGGCGAUGACAGGCACCAGUACCUUGACCGUGACCAUCGGCGACGUAAAUGAUAACAAAAUGCAGCCGGGCAGCAAGUCCGUUUUGGUUUACAACUACCAAGGACAGUCCCAGGACACGCAGAUAGGCAGGGUCUACGUCAACGACCCGGAUGACUGGGAUGUUCCGGACAAGAAAUACUACUGGGAGAUCAAGGAACACCAGCGCUUUAAGCUAGACACGGACACGGGAAUCCUUACGAUGAGAGCGGGAACCCGAAGAGGUCGCUAUCAGCUGAAAUUCAAGGUCUACGAUCGCGAACAUGGCCAGGAGGACAUACCCGCCAAUCUGAGCGUUACAGUGCGCGACAUAACAGCGGAGGCCGUGCAGCAAGCCGGCUCCAUGAGAUUGGCCCACAUAACGGAUGAGGACUUCGUGAGGACUUGGAAUCCGGUUAAGAAUCAAGUGGAACCCUCUAAGUUAGAAAGAUUUCGAAACAAGCUCGCCGAGUUGCUGUACACGGAUCGCGACAACGUGGACGUAUUUAGUGUCCAGCUGAAGGAGGGUUCUCCCUAUCCCCUGACCGACGUCCACUUUGCAGCCCGUUCCGCAACGCAGCAACCAUAUUUCAAGGCUGUUCGCUUGAAUGGCGUGGUGCAGAUGCACCGUGAGGAGAUCGAGCACGAAGUGGGCUUGAACAUCACCAUGGUCAAUAUCAAUGAGUGCUUGCACGAGGGGAAGGGAAAGUGCGGUGCUGGUUCGUGCACCUCCAAGGUGGAGUUGGGCAAAAAACCGUAUACGGUCAGUGUGAAUCGCACCGCUUUGGUGGGCGUUCGCUUGGACAUCAGUGCCCAGUGUGUCUGCCGGGCCAGGAACUUUACCAACCAGGAUCACAGCUGCAGAACCCAUCUGUGCUACAACGGAGGACGAUGCGUGGAGACCCGCAAUGGUCCCAAGUGUGUGGCCUGUCCGGUGGGCUACAAUGGCCCUCGAUGCCAGCAGUCCACCAGGAGCUUUCGCGGCAAUGGCUGGGCCUGGUAUCCCCCCCUGCAGCAAUGCCAGGAGUCCCACCUCAGUUUGGAGUUCAUCACUCGCGUGGCCGACGGCUUGAUACUCUACAACGGACCCAUUGUCCCACCCAAACCUGAGGAAACCGUGAUCAGCGACUUCAUAGCCAUCGAACUGGAGCAGGGCUAUCCGCGACUCCUCAUCGAUUUCGGCUCGGGAACCCUGGAACUGAGGGCGAAGACCAAGAAGACCCUGGAUGACGGUGUCUGGCAUCGCCUGGACAUAUUCUGGGACUCCGAAAAUGUCAGAAUGGUAGUGGACUUUUGCCGCACUGCCCUGGUCAGCGAAAUGGAGGACGGCACUCCGCCGGAAUUCGAUGAUAAUGCCUGCCAGGCGAGAGGACUAAUUCCGCCGUUUUCAGAGGCCCUCAAUCUGAAUCAGCCACUGCAACUGGGCGGCCUCUACAGGCAGCACUUUGACCAAACACUGUACAAUUGGCAGUAUGCUUUCAGCUCCAAGGGCUUCGAUGGUUGUAUCCGAAAUGUAAUCCAUAAUUCCGAGCACUAUGACUUGGCCUUUCCCGCUUUAGCCAGGAACAGUUUUCCGGCCUGUCCGCAGACCGAUGAAGUUUGCCUGAAAACCGAGCACACUGCCCGUUGCUGGGAGCAUGGAAACUGUGUAGCCAGCCUGGUUCAGGCCAAGUGCCAUUGUCAGCCGGGCUGGAUGGGCCCGGGCUGCAAUGUGCCCACCAUUCCGACCACUUUCAAGGCCCAGAGUUAUGUGAAGUUCGCCCUAAGCUUCGAGCCAGACCGAUUUUCCACCCAGCUGCAGCUGAGGUUUCGAACUCGCGAGCAGGGUGGCGAGCUCUUCCGGGUUAGUGAUCAACAUCACCGGGAGUACGCCAUCCUGGAGCUCCGCCGGGGCCACCUUCAAUUCCGCUAUAACCUAAACUCCCUGCGGAACGAGGAGCAACUGCUGACCCUAACAGCCAUCGCUGUCAACGAUGGCCAGUGGCAUGUGAUUCGCAUUAGUCGAUACGGAUCGGCGGCCCUAAUGGAACUGGACGGCGGGGAGUCGAGGCGGUACAACGAGUCCUUUCACUUCGCAGGACACCAGUGGCUGAGCAUCGACAAGCAGGAGGGCGUCUAUGCGGGCGGCAAGGCCGAGUACACGGGAAUUAAGACCUUUGAGGUGCAGUCCGACUUUCAAAGGAGCUGCUUGGACGACAUCAGGCUGGACGGAAAGCACCUGCCCCUGCCGCCCGCCAUGAACGGCACCCAGUGGGGCCAGGCGACGAUGGCCCGCAACCUGGAGCGCAACUGCCCCUCGAAUAGGCCCUGCUCGAAUGUCAUCUGCCCGGAUCCCUUUGACUGCGUCGACCUGUGGAACGAAUACGAGUGCACCUGCAGCGAGGGUCGCAUCAUGUCCUCCGACACCAAGGGCUGUGUGGACCGCAACGAGUGCCUGGACCUGCCCUGCCUGAACGGAGCCACCUGCAUCAAUCUGGAGCCCCGGCUGCGCUACCGAUGCAUCUGUCCGGAGGGCUACUGGGGCGAGAACUGCGAGCUGGUCCAGGAGGGGCAGCGCCUGAAGCUGAGCAUGGGCGCCCUGGGGGCCAUAUUCGUUUGCCUGAUUAUCAUACUGAUUCUAGCCCUGAUCUUCGUGCUCUAUAGCCGCAAACGCAAGACGACCAAGAAGAAGAAGCGCUCGGGCCCCGAGAAGGACGUCCGGGAGACGGUAAUCAGCUACGAGGACGAGGGCGGCGGCGAGGACGACAUGACGGCCUUCGACAUCACGCCACUGCAAAUACCAAUCAGCGCCCAGGGAGGACCGCCGGACAUCGCCGCCUGCAAGAUGCCCAUAAUCUACCCCGUGAUGACGCUGCUGCCACCUGGCCAGGAGCUGAACGUGGCCUAUCUGAUGGAGGAGCGGAAGCAGCGCAUCGACAAGGACAACAACGCGCCGCCCUUCGACGACCUGCGGAACUUCACCUUCGAGGGCAGCGGCAGCAUCGCCGAGUCGCUGAGUUCGCUGGCCUCAGGCACUGAUGAUGAGAAUCAAGACUUUAACUAUCUACAGAACUGGGGUCCACGUUUCAAUGCCCUGGCCGCCAUGUACGUGCACGACAAGGCGAAAGCCAAGCAGCUGCCGGCGGAUGGCGGUGGGGGAUCUGCGGACGGACCAGGAGCCUCAUCAUCGUCGCCCUUGGGAGCAGGAGGAGGAGCCGGGAUGGCAGGCGACGUCCUCGCGGUGGUGGCCACCGGAAGUGGGGCAGGUCCUGGAGGCGGUGGCGGUGGCGGUGCCAGCGGGCUAGUGCCGCUGCCCGAAGGCGACAAAGUUGUAUUAUAAAAAUAAAUAGCUAAGUUGUAGUUAAAAUGAUGUUUCAGCUGUAAGCCCGAUGGAAGGUGGAAACCCCUGACCGAAACAGGUGUUUUGUGGAAUCGUGUGUCUGGUUAGAGUUAAUUGUAUGUACAUGUGGCUCACAGUGGAAUUUAAGACUAACUUAAGGUUUUAGGUGUUUUCGCAUGUAAGAUAUUGGGGGCUCACAUAAAGGCCAUUAGAGGUCAUUGCUAAAGAACCCUCAUUUCUUUCGUAAUUGUUAAUAUUUCAAAAUCAUGGUUUUAAAUUAUGUGUUGAAAAUAGGAAAAUGUAUUAAUAAUGUUAACUGGUCUUCUAAAUAGAAAUGGCUACAACUUUUUGAAUGUUUUGGUUGUUGAAAUAUGUUGGCCUGUGCAAUUUAAGAUCUUUGAAAUCCACGAGAAAGGUUCAUCAAUCCUUCUAAGCCACCUUCUUUCACUGGACUUUCUGUGUCUUCCUUUCAAGUCUCAUCUUCUCGAUGAUAUUCAACUGAACCAACUGAGAAUCAAUAAAUAAAAUGAUACGAUUAAGCAUACUAUACAAUGAAAAAGAGUUUAUAAAACUUGCUACAUAUUAGUUAAAGACCCUGUAUAAAUACGGCGUUAGCUCUCUAGCACGUAAGUUGGACCGAACUAAAGCGGGAUUUGUCCCCUCCUCCCAGAAAUUGUUGAGCGUUGCAACUUUUGUGUGCCACCGACAGGGGAACGUGUCCGUUUGCCACCGCCCAGGUGGCACCUGAAAACCGAAAACCCGAAAACCAACGCUGAAAGCUGCCACCGAACCCAUGCAGCCGCAAAAGUUUGCAGAGCAAGGUAGAAAUUUAAUAAGAGGCGAAAUCAUAACUAACUUUGGUGAAAAUGAAAGGUAAAUGGCGGGAACUCUACUGUAACAUAAUUUUGUACAUACUAAAUUCCGUAAUUCUACAAUUAAUUAAUGGCUAUCAUAGCGAAGAUCAGAAGGGAAACCAACUAAUAGACUAAUUAACUACAAUUAAACCUACACUUAAAUACCGACAUAACAGAAGCCGAAACCAAAUACGAGUGUUGAUCAAACCAAUUUCAUAUUUCUGCAUUUACUAGCAACUACACAACCAGUACAGAAAAUGAAAGUAUUAAUAACAGCAUUGUAAUAUGUAUUUAAUUAUGAGUGGUACACGAAACCAAUGGUUAAUUACAAUUACGUUAGUUAAUGGACAAUUUGUUAGUAGUUAGCAUCUAAGCAUAAUUUUUAAAAAAUCAAUAAAGCCCCAAAACAAAAUAAACAAAAUU
Drosophila biarmipes is the source of this 8825-nucleotide messenger RNA. RefSeq names its product putative neural-cadherin 2. Gene Ontology annotation, molecular function: calcium ion binding; cadherin binding. The record is from RefSeq and is a predicted model, not a curated record. Bases 2158 to 7548 code for a protein of 1796 amino acids. Gene Ontology annotation, cellular component: plasma membrane; catenin complex. Lineage: Eukaryota; Metazoa; Arthropoda; Insecta; Diptera; Drosophilidae. Gene Ontology annotation, biological process: homophilic cell-cell adhesion. The transcript is spliced from 16 exons.